AUCAUAUGAAACGUUUAAAUUUAAUAUACCAUUUUUAAAUAUUCCAGACCACCACUUGUUUGUUGCUCACUGGAAUAAGUAUCAUAUUUAUCAAUGGACAUGGAAUAUACCAACACACACACAGUCGGGACCGGAAGUGCCAACAAUAUCGAGGGAGUCGUGAUCAAUUUGAAAUAACGAAACAAGACGACAGCGUGUAUUGUUUUCAUCAAAAUCUGUAUCAAUCCGCCUUGGAUGCAUCGCCGACUGAUGCUGUACUUCUCUACAUCCGGGAACUUGUUUGGAAAUCGCUGUCUCGGUGUAACGGGUAUGGUUCCAAUGAAUGGCGACAAUGGCUAACAAAAACAAAAGUAUGUAAUAAUGGGACGUGCAGGAUGGAGGAACGCAAGAUUGACAUUUGCAAAGAAGGGCAAGCGAGAAGUGAAAAAAAGAAAAUAAAUCACGGAAAAAAGAAAAGGACAACUAAUGGGGAAUGUUCUACAAAGAAAAAAGGACGUAAAAAUAGAAAAGAUAAAUGUAAGAGAACAAUUGAUAGCACAGUGACUGGGAAGAAAAUAGAACGCUGCAGCUGGACACGAAAAGAAGUCCGAAUGAUGACGAGACAAGAAUGGAAACAGUUUGUAAAUAGACUCAACAUUCUGAAGGAAUCAAUACCUUUACAAGGCCAGGGGUCGUUUGUGCCGUAUGAUAUUAUUUCUGAUCUGCACAGAAGUAAUGCGUCACUACACAAGGCACAUCGAGGACCGAACUUUCUUGGUUGGCACAGGAUGUAUCUUCUGUUACUGGAGGCGGCCCUUGGAGUUCCCAUACCUUACUGGGACAGUCGAUUGGACUAUGACAUGGCCGAUCCUACAGACUCGGUACUAUGGACGUCUGAGUUUUUCGGUCCUGGUUUCGGAAUAGAAGAUUCGGGUCCAUUUGCGGACUGGAAAACACCGGAUAAUGAAUCGCUUGUUAGAAACAUUGGAAACAAUGGCAGUCUUGUCUCAUCCAGCAUGGUAGACACGUUAUUACGAUAUACUCGACAUUCUCGAGCUGUGGAGCCAACCAUCAACUCAAUCGAGGAUAUCCACGAAGGGCCUCACCGUUGGGUGGACGGUCAAAUGUCGAGUCUAGAGACCGCACCUCAGGACCCAAUCUUCUUCCUACAUCACAGCUUCAUUGAUUACAUCUGGUACAUGUUCAGAGAAAACAUGCGAAAAAGAGGCGACAUAGAUCCAGCACUCGAUUAUCCAUGUAAAGGGCCAGUGACUCAUCGCCCUUAUGCAACUAUGGCUCCGUUUGGAAAUCUUCCUAAUAUAUACGGCUACAGCGACCACCUAGAGAGCCUAACACAUUACAUUCCUUCUCCCACGUGCCCUGACUGUGGUGGAAGUUCUGACCUUUAUUGUGACAAAACUCUUGGAAGGUGUAAGUCGAAAUCGGCAAGAUCACAAGGCAAUAACUUUGGUAGCGAGAAAAUAAGGAAAAUUCGAUAUCGUAUUAGCGCUAUUGGAAUUAUUCACCUUGGCAGAAAAUUCGAAUACCAUUUGAUAGAUCACCGAACUCGAGGAGAUACGUUAAACUUCUUACCAUUGCUAGAUAGAGUACUUGAUUUAUAAAACCUAUUAUCACACUAAUGGUUAGAGACCUUUAUCAGAUAAAGUAUCCCCUUCUAACCGUGGAACCUUUUAAAAUAUGAAAUAUGUUAAUUUAUAUCGAUCUCAAUAGGACGGUGCUAUCAAGUCCCCAAGGUAUGAUAUUAUCAUUACAACUGCUGGGUAACAUUCAAUAUAUACCACACGUGGUAUCAACUCUUAUAUGUUUUGAUUGGUUAAAAUGUUGACCGUGACCUUUUGCAAACAUGUGUCUAUGUUUAAUAUUAUAUGUGUCUACUUUAUGUUUAUGCCUAUAUCAAUGUUUUCAUAUAAUGUAUUUUAUGAUGGAAAGAGCGCUUAUAAGUUAAAAAAAAACUCGUGCCUAAUCCCUUGGCUCAAUCUAAUUGACAAUAAAAUAUGUUUAAAGUCAAAGUCAAGACUAUUUUUAA
Molecule: messenger RNA, 2026 nt
Organism: Pecten maximus
Lineage: Eukaryota; Metazoa; Mollusca; Bivalvia; Pectinida; Pectinidae
Product: putative tyrosinase-like protein tyr-3
Exons: 3
Coding region: 375-1601 (408 amino acids)
Molecular function (GO): oxidoreductase activity
Source: RefSeq, a predicted model, not a curated record